AUGUCUUAUAUCACUCAAUCAUCUGUUUAUGGAGAUGUUAAUGAAAACAAAAGUAGAGAUUAUUGGGACUACGAAUGUCAUGCAAUCACAUGGGGUAAUAUUGAAAAAUAUGAAUUAACUAGAAAACUGGGAAGAGGAAAGUACUCAGAAGUUUUCGAAGGAUUAGAUACAGAAAAAAAUGAAAGAAUUGUUAUUAAGGUACUUAAACCGGUUAAAAAGAAGAAGAUAAAAAGAGAAAUAAAAAUUUUAGAAAAUCUCAAAGGGGGUACUAAUAUUAUUACAUUACUGGAUGUUGUAAAAGAUCCUAUAUCAAGAACUCCGGCUCUAAUUUUUGAACAUGUUGAUAACCAAGAUUUUAAAACACUCUAUCAGACACUGACUGAAUAUGACAUUCGUUAUUAUUUGUUUGAACUUUUAAAGGCUCUGGAUUAUUGCCAUUCUCAUGGAAUAAUGCACAGAGAUGUUAAACCUCACAAUGUAAUGAUUGAUCAUAACAAGCGUCAAUUAAGACUAAUCGACUGGGGACUAGCUGAAUUUUAUCAUCCGCGUCAGGACUAUAAUGUACGUGUAGCUUCCCGUUAUUUUAAGGGGCCUGAACUAUUAGUUGAUUAUCAAUACUAUGAUUACUCCUUGGAUAUGUGGAGUUUAGGGUGUAUGUUAGCUUCUAUGCUUUUUAGACGUGAACCCUUUUUCCAUGGACAUGAUAAUCAUGAUCAACUGGUUAGAAUUGCUAAAGUUCUUGGUACAGACGAAUUAUAUGCAUAUUUGGAUAAAUAUGGGAUUACUUUGGAUAAUCGUUUUAAUGACCUUCUUGGAAAGCAUGCUCGCAAGCGCUGGGAUCGUUUUAUUCAUAAUGAGAAUAGUCAUCUUGUUACACCGACAGCCAUAGACUUUCUCGAUAAACUUUUAAAAUAUGACCAUCAACAACGCCUUACAGCCAAAGAAGCAAUGGCACAUCCAUACUUUGCUCAAAUAGUAAUGGAUAAUGAAAAUAAGAGAAAAGGUACCAUGGAUGAUAGCAUUAAGGAAGAAGUAGUAAUGUAA
Strongyloides ratti is the source of this 1044-nucleotide messenger RNA. RefSeq names its product Casein kinase 2 alpha 1. The transcript is spliced from 3 exons. The record is from RefSeq and is a predicted model, not a curated record. Gene Ontology annotation, cellular component: cytosol; nucleus; protein kinase CK2 complex. NCBI's taxonomy places the organism in Eukaryota, Metazoa, Nematoda, Chromadorea, Rhabditida, Strongyloididae. Bases 1 to 1044 code for a protein of 347 amino acids. Gene Ontology annotation, molecular function: ATP binding; protein serine/threonine kinase activity. Gene Ontology annotation, biological process: protein phosphorylation.